GAGUGUGAAAGAGGGAGAGGGCAGAGAGAAGGAGAGAAAAGAAAGGAAGAGAAAGAGAUGGAGAGAAGACAGGCAAAUAGUGCGUGAGGAGUCAAAUAAACAAGAGCAGUGGGUGUAAAAAAGCAAACAUCAGAAGAAAGAGUUGUUUCAUCGACUGGUCAGCGGACUCACCAGGGGGAUUAUGUCCAAACCUUCAACCAACGUUAAGGCCCUUCAGGCUAAUUUGAACAUCCCGAUGGGAGCUCUGCGUCCAGGGGCGGGACAUCCUGUCAAGAGGAGAGAGGACACAGUAGAAACAGAAGAGGAUCCUUCACCUCCAAGCGCUGCAGCCCAGUCACCAGAGGAGAAGAAAUUGCCAGGAGCAGUGAAGCUACCUGGGCCUGCUGUUAACCUUUCAGAGAUACAAAACGCCAAGAGUGAACUACGAUGGGUCACCAAGGAGUAACAUGAUUCUCCAGCCAGGCGGAGAGGAAAGCAGAUAAUCUUCAUAGACACAGACUUGCCCACUGACUCUGAAGAAUGGCAAAAUACAACCCCAAUCCCAACAUGUUUGGAGAUACUAAUGCCUCAGUUUUUAUAAACUCUCCUCCAAUCAGUAGUUUAAAAGAAAUAUUUAUUUAUCUUUCCAAUUAAAUCAUAAUUUAUACAACAAUUUCAAAUAUUCUUGACAGUCUUGCUUCAGAUAAUAUAUCAUUUACCUGGACUUUUAGAAGUGAGUGACUUCUGUUACAAUUACAACAUACUGUUUAGCAUGUUAUCUGCUUUUCUGUUAAGUAGAUGGUUAAAAAGGACAUUUUAUUGACAAUGAAUAUAAAUUCGAGGAAUCCAUCUCAGCAACAAAUAAACUCUGUGGCGACACUUCAGCUGUUCACCACUGAUUUAUAUUGAUACUUUAUAUUGAUACAAUAAUGUUUCCUUUGCUAAUGUUGUAUGUGGGGUUUAAGGUCAGCUGUACUGCUUUUGGGGGGAAAUAACCAUACGUUUGUUGUUUAUUGUGAUGUUUCCCAAAAUGUCUUGAAAAAACACUGCAAUAAAUCAAAAAGGUUCUAAAAAUCCUGUCCAAACUCGGUUUAUCACUUAUGCCUCCAUCUGUUAUAGCAAAAGACAACAGGAUUGCAAGUGUCUUAAUAUUAC
This is a messenger RNA of Pelmatolapia mariae (spotted tilapia), 1134 nucleotides long. It is a transcript of the gene smpx, whose product is annotated as small muscle protein X-linked. The record is from RefSeq and is a predicted model, not a curated record. The coding region runs from base 182 to 445 and encodes 87 amino acids. The transcript has 5 exons. NCBI's taxonomy places the organism in Eukaryota, Metazoa, Chordata, Actinopteri, Cichliformes, Cichlidae. Gene Ontology annotation, cellular component: M band; costamere; muscle tendon junction.